AUGUCGAAAACCUUCAACGAUUUAAGCGUCGACCUGGUCUACGUCAUCUUCUCUCAUCUCUGGCCGGAGAAAACUGACUUGUGCAACCUCGCCUUGACUUGUCGACCAUUCCGUGAUAUCGCGCAACGCUUCAUCGUCCGGGACACUUCGAUAUCCCACAGCGUCAAUGGCUCACGCACUAAGCUGUUCCUCCGAACAUUGAUGGAACGCCCAGACCUUGUUGUUCACGUACAUCGACUGGAACUCGACCUCCUCCGGGAAGAUAUCCACUGGCCAGAGGAGCAGCAAACCAUCCACCAGAUCACCCGUCUGCUCACAAACUUGCGGGAGUUCUGCUACCUCUCCCGCGACUACAAAGCUUGGCAUUACAGCGUACCGCUGCCCCUGAAGUGGACACGUGAACACGCUCACGACCAGGUUCGCAGGGUGGAGUGGCAUCACAACAUGGCUCCUUGGGAACUUCGAAAAUGCAUGGAACUUCCCAGCAUCGAGACGAUCCGCGUACGGGAGCUCCAAGACGAUUCGUACGGCCGCUUCACGUCGUUCGACCUCCCUGCUCGCAAACAUCGGACGUCCUCGCUCACCGAGCUUCGCAUCGGCUCACCUGGCACUUUGGCGUCCGAGGCCUUGGAAAAGCUCCUGCACAUGCCAAGAAGCCUCAAGAAGAUCACCUUUGAGUCUCGCAAGGAGUAUCAGUCCGUGCUACAGCCAGCUGGCUUAGUGUUCCUGCUCCAGCCAGUCCGGGAUUCUCUGGAAGAGCUGCACGUGGAGAUACGCGACAACUUAUUCCCAGCCUCUACACAGGCCGCGGACCUAUCAGGAUUCACAUCAAUCAGGAACCUGACCUUGCCGUUUCGAUACAUUUUCGGACCAGGAGCCGCGGCUCCGUUGUUGAGUGCUGCGACUUUUCUUCCCCCGCAUUUGAGCGAAUUGAAGAUCUUGUUUGUCUCUACAAAAGCGCCUGUUCCCGCGUCAACGGUAUCAACACUGGCUGAUAACCGCAAAGCUCUUUCUCUCUUCAUAGACAGUGUAGAGCAGCAGGAGGAAAUGCCUCGAUUGCUACCGGAGCUGAGAUGCAUCACAUUACAAGGAAAUGGAGACCAUAAGAGCUAUCGUCCUGAUUUGGAGCCCGAGAGCCUGAGAGGUGCGCUGGAAACAUGCAGUUUGUCCAGGCUCAGUGUGGAGCGCUGCUUUUAA
Messenger RNA from Didymosphaeria variabile, 1197 nucleotides. RefSeq lists its product as uncharacterized. Bases 1 to 1197 code for a protein of 398 amino acids. The record is from RefSeq and is a predicted model, not a curated record. NCBI's taxonomy places the organism in Eukaryota, Fungi, Ascomycota, Dothideomycetes, Pleosporales, Didymosphaeriaceae. The transcript has 2 exons. Gene Ontology annotation, molecular function: protein binding.